This is a messenger RNA of Fusarium oxysporum Fo47, 1242 nucleotides long. RefSeq names its product iron-containing alcohol dehydrogenase. Lineage: Eukaryota; Fungi; Ascomycota; Sordariomycetes; Hypocreales; Nectriaceae. Gene Ontology annotation, cellular component: mitochondrion. The transcript has a single exon. Bases 1 to 1242 code for a protein of 413 amino acids. The record is from RefSeq and is a predicted model, not a curated record. Gene Ontology annotation, molecular function: alcohol dehydrogenase (NAD+) activity; metal ion binding.
AUGACAGAUACUCUCAAGCCAUAUCGCAUCCCCCAACUCGAAGGCGGACAUCGUCCAGGCUCGGAUGCCAUCUUCAACUCUCACAGCAAAGAUGAUAUCCUCUCCGGGCUCAAAGAAUGGAAUUCCCAGCGCGUUCUUCUAGUCCACAGCAAAGCUCUCGCCAAAAAUACCUCAGUUAUCUCCGAUCUAAAAGAAGCUCUCGGGAAUCGUCUUCUCACGGUCAAAGAAGGCGUCGGCUCUCACUCCCCAUACGAAGAUGUCAUCGACAUCGCCCACCGUAUCACGGAUCAUAAGAUAGACUGUGUCAUCAGCGUUGGCAGCGGUUCAUACUCCGACGCUUGUAAAGUCGCACGGCUAAUGUCCGCUACCCUCCCCGAAGGAUUUGACGAAAAAGACAUGGAAGACCUUCUUGAUCAAGAGAAAGGAGUGGCGCCGCAGGAUAAAAUGAAGAAGGCACAGGGUGUGAAGCUUAUUCUCGUGCCUACGAGUUUAUCAGCCGGAGAAUGGAAUCAUACAGCGAGUUGUACAAACAGCGCUGGGAAAAAGCAGCAUUUCUCACUUCAAGAUGGUGGUGCGCCGGAUUUAAUCCUCAUGGAUCCAUGGGUUGCGAGAACAUCGCCCGAAGAACUUUGGUUGAGCUCUGGGAUACGAGCUGUUGAUCAUUGCGUUGAGACGCUAUGCAAUCCUGAAUGCGCAAAGUACCCUGACGUGCAAGAAUGGUGCGGAAAGGCAUUGCGAGACUUGACAAAGGGGUUGGUUGAAUAUAAAGAGGGUUUGGGCAGGGGAAAAGAAGGUGAAGAUGAGCUUGUUCAUGGCGUGAGCAAGUGUCAAGCCGGAAGUCGCAUGGCGCUCAUGGGCUUUAUUAUUUACAGAAUCAACAUGGGCGCCAGUCAUGCAAUUGGCCAUCAACUCGGUAGUGUUGGGAAGGUUAUGCAUGGUAUUACGAGCUGUAUUAUGCUUCCGCCCGUGCUGCGAUACACCAAGGCGCGAAACCCCGAGGCGCAGGCCAAAAUUGUGAAGAUCUUCAAUGAGACGUUGGGGUGGGAGGAGACUGAGGCGGGCGAUUGCGUUGUGCGGCUUGUCAAGGUUACAGGGCUGCCGAGUACGUUGAGAGAGGUUGGCGUUACGAGUGAUGAGCAGAUUGAGCAGAUCAUCGACAAGACCAUGACAGAUGUCAUGUUCUCGUUUGGCAAGGUCUUAACCAGGGAAGAAGUAUCUGAGAUUGUGUACUCAACUAAAUAA